This is a messenger RNA of Haplochromis burtoni (Burton's mouthbrooder), 2670 nucleotides long. It is a transcript of the gene hsh2d, whose product is annotated as hematopoietic SH2 domain containing. NCBI's taxonomy places the organism in Eukaryota, Metazoa, Chordata, Actinopteri, Cichliformes, Cichlidae. Gene Ontology annotation, cellular component: cytoplasm. The coding region runs from base 436 to 1971 and encodes 511 amino acids. The transcript has 8 exons. The record is from RefSeq and is a predicted model, not a curated record.
AUCUAACCAAUCACAUGGCAGCACCUCAGUGCAUUUAGGCAUGUAGUCAAGGUCAAGAUGACCUGUUCAAACUGACAGAUGCUGUCCCCACUGCUGUUCUGCAUAGGCCUGAAGCGCCCAGGCUAGAUCAUUAACAUGACUUGCUACGGAUACCGACUACAGGAUGGCACAAUUGUUAUCCUCUACAUCAAGCUGUAUGCCAGGAGUAAGUGAGACAUAUUGCAAUGUCAUUCAGGCUGGAAAAGUGUAAUAAAGAGAGGGAAGAUGGUUAGAACUGAGAGGACUGCACUACCAGACGACGACACCGAGGACAGCUACAAGUACCUGGGAAUCACGAAGAGGCUGCUAGGAAAGCCGCAACCACCAAACACCUGCAGAAAGUAAGCAAGUCCUGAGCAGUCAGAUGCCUGACUCGGAUAAUCAGCUGGCUAAAGGAUGAGAUGGAAUUCCAGCACCCUGAGACUGUCUGCUAAGAAGGACGGCCGAGGACUAGUGAGUAUCAGAACCACCAUCCAGGAUGAAACAGCAAACAUCCAUGAGUACACUGAAGUAAAUACCUCAGCAUUGACCCCAAACUGGCUUUGCGCAUGUGUGCUUGUGUGCAUACAGCCACAGAUACAAUCAAGACAUGCAACUUCAGCCUUAACGUAUGUGGAGUAUCUGAAUAAUUUAAUUUCUUAUUUAGUGAUGUUAUUCAGUGUUUUCUAUGUGUCUCUUAAAAAAACUUUUCUACUGUACUUAAAAAUUUACUGUAUUCUACUUGGAUCGAGUAGGGUUUUGGCCCCGCCCCCGCCCCCAGACAGGUUUUUUCAGGUGCGCGAGCUCAGCCGUGUCAUUCUAUCUCGGAGCUGCCAGACAGGGAGGAUGGAGGGAAGUCAGACGUUUCAGGGACAACGUGAUCCUUACACCUGGUUCACAGAGUCUCAGCUCCAGUCUGUCAUCAGGAACGGUGUAGUCCCGGAGUGGUUUCAUGGGAUCAUUUCCAGAAAGACAGCAGAGGAACUGCUAAUGGCUAAGCCGCCGGGUUACUUCCUCAUCAGAGUCAGUGAGAGCAGGAUCGGCUACACUCUCUCGUAUCGUGCCGAGGACCGCUGCAGACACUUUAUGAUUGAUGCACUGGAACAUGGCUCUUACAUCAUAGUGGGGGAAAACAGGUAUCACCGGUUUCUGCAUGACCUGGUGGACUUUCAUCGUAGAACUCCCAUCAUGCCUUUCACUCAAGUGCUGACUGUUCCUUGUGGACAGGCUUCUAAUGACAAGACUGACUAUGCAGAACUACUGUUUUGCUCAAGAGGUCCAGACUCUAGGGCCAGUUUGCCACCAAACAACUUCCAGGUUCCCAGCAUAAAUCCACCAGGGUCAAGAGAGGAUAUCCCACCUGCCCUUCCUCACCGCCCAAAUUAUUUGGGAAACUCACCAAUUUUGCCUCCAAAAAGCCAAACAAAUAGACUCUACCCUUCUUUGGAAGAUGAGUUUCAACACAAUACCUCUCCACCACCAGCACUGCCUGUCCCAACACCCAGGAAGAAAUAUACAGGUGAUAAUCCUCCAUCCAACCAGCCUCCCGAAGUCCCUUCUCGAGACUGCAUGGCUCUGAAGCAGAAUCAGGCUGUCAGAACAGUCUCUGCUCCUGAGAAUCUGCCCACGUUUGCAGGCUCCGAACAACCGCCCACUACCAACAACCAGCAAGUGAGGAAUCAAGAAGUAAAGCCGUCCGUCGUCACCAACCUAAAGAACUUCAAGAAGAAAUUCCAAAAGAAGAGGGGCCCGUUGCAGGAUAAUUCAUACGAAGAGAUUAACACUGACAGGGGUGAAAAUGAUGAGCACGAGUACCAGGAGAUCACGAGGGAUCUGACCUUUUGUGAUCCACCACUUUCCUCCAGCUGCACUCCUGUGAAGCUGACUGAUGACAUGUUACCCUUAGAAUAUAUGCCACCUCCACCUUUUGCUCCAGGCUACGGACCCACAUGAGAAAAUAGAGUGCAUAAAAUGUAGUGAAUAUGGACAGGUCACAGUGAUCACCUGAAACUAUAAUAAACAAGUGUGUCAAGUCAAGGAAGAGGUUAAUGUGUACAUGUAUCCUCAUCUGGGCAAAGGAGAGGAAGUGGUAGGCUCCAUGCUGGAAAAAUACUGCAUUCGUCCAACCUUUAUGAUCCUUUAUCUUUAUGACCUUUGUUCACCUAAAGAGAGGCUUAAUGUCAAAGCAUUGCACCAGUCUUUCAUUCUUAGGAUGUGUCUACAACUGGCUAAUGCAGACACUGAAACACAGUGAAACAGCUAGACUAGACACAAAAUGUGCCUAUCGGUUUCUUUAAAGUUUACUAAUUAAAUCGUUCUGUGUGUUUUCUUUUUUUCCCUGUUGUAUAAGAUAACAGAGGCGGGAUAGAUGCCUCAUCCUGUUUUCUGUCUUUAUGCUAAGCUAAGCUAAGCCAACAGCUGCCACAGCCUCAUAAUAUUCCUAUUCCUUUAACAUUUAGGUCGCAAGGAAUAUUUAUUGUGCAUAAAAUUAUAGGAUAGAUUAAACUGCCUCCUUCAUGCAAAUGUAUUUAGUGCCAAAUUAUAUAUUAUUAUUUUUUUAAAAUGUUCCAUACAUCAAAACUCUAUUCAGACAAAAGGUGUCACAUUAAAAUGAAUAAUGCAAUAAAUUUGUUACAUAGAUGUCUACCUGAA